UUUUUUCUGUCACGACUUCGCAAACCACACAUCUGUUUCAAUUAGUGAGUCCAAAAAUUUCUUGUUUUUACAGAAUGAAAAAACUGAUUUAAGGCAUCUCGGCCACUGGUUCCGAGGCUUUGUUAGGGCAAAUACAGAGUGGUUUGGAGCAAAACCCAGAUAGUGGAGAGAGAAUUGAGGCUCUCUCUCUUUAGAUUUUUUUCCUUCAUUUAUUUUUUCCUUUUGGGGUUGAGGGUUUGGUGCAUUGGGUGAUAUAAAAAGAUAUUUGUAUACCCAAUGCUCAUUUCUUGAGAAAGUAAUCUUCUCCCCUCCCGGCCAUCUUAUCUCAAUUUUACUUCUCAGUCUCUCCCUCACGUUCUCUUCUUGAAAGCCAAGUUUUGGGUUUCUUGAAGGGAAAUUAGGGAGACAUGGAAGCUGUUUUGCAGACCAAAGGGUUGCUCUCUCUGCCCUCAAACCCGAAAUUCAGGGUGUUCAAUUCACAGCAAGGGCUAAGGCAGAGGCUUUUCGUUCAAAAACCCAAAACCCUUGGUGGGUUAUCUCUACCUCUUAAUGGGUUUCAGAAAUUUCAAGGGUUUGUGGCAAAACCACAUGACUUUUGCAGACAAAAUAGAGGCUUUAUCUGCAGGGCUGAGGCGGCCGCUGCAGCUGAUGGGCAAUCGUUGUUUGCAGAGCCAGAGAAGCCCAAGUUCUUGGGUAUUGAGACUGCGACCUUUAAGAAGAUCGUACCACUUGGGUUGAUGUUCUUUUGUAUCCUUUUCAACUAUACUAUUCUUAGGGAUACAAAGGAUGUUUUGGUUGUGACAGCUCCGGGGAGUAGCGCUGAGAUUAUACCAUUCUUGAAGACUUGGGUGAACUUGCCUAUGGCUAUUGGGUUCAUGUUGCUGUACACAAAAUUGGCUAAUGUUUUGUCCAAGCAGGCUCUAUUCUAUACCGUCAUCGUCCCCUUUAUCGCCUUCUUUGGGGCAUUUGGAUUUGUUCUCUAUCCUCUCAGCAAUUUUUUCCAUCCCACAGCGCUUGCUGAUAAGCUUCUUGCUGCUCUGGGUCCGAGGUUCCUCGGCCCACUCGCAAUUUUGAGGAUCUGGAGUUUCUGUUUGUUCUAUGUCAUGGCUGAGCUUUGGGGAAGUGUGGUGGUUUCAGUUCUGUUUUGGGGUUUUGCCAAUCAGAUAACUACCAUUGAGGAAGCUAAAAGAUUCUACCCUCUGUUUGGACUUGGAGCCAAUGUUGCCCUUAUUUUCUCAGGCCGAACAGUGAAGUACUUCUCUAAUCUGAGACAAAAUUUGGGUCCUGGAGUAGAUGGUUGGGCCAUCUCCCUGAAAGGAAUGAUGAGCAUUGUGGUGCUGAUGGGGCUCGCAAUCUGUUUCAUUUAUUGGUGGGUGAAUAAGUCUGUUCCUCUUCCGACCCGUAGCAAGAAGAAGAAGGAGAAGGUCAGGUUGGGGACAAUGGAGAGUUUAAAGUUCUUAGUGUCUUCCAGAUACAUCAGGGAUCUUGCCACUUUGGUGGUUGCAUAUGGCAUCAGCAUCAACCUUGUGGAGGUUACAUGGAAAUCAAAGCUCAAAGCUCAGUUUCCUAGCCCGAAUGAAUACUCAUCCUUUAUGGGUGACUUCUCAACUGCCACUGGAAUAGCAACUUUCACAAUGAUGCUGCUAAGUCAAUGGAUAUUUAACAAAUACGGAUGGGGAGCUGCAGCGAAGAUCACACCCACAGUCCUCCUCCUCACAGGAGUUGGCUUCUUUUCUCUGGUUUUGUUUGGGGACCCCUUUGCACCUGCUCUUGCAAAGUUUGGAUUCACUCCUCUUCUUGCAGCAGUAUAUGUUGGUGCCAUGCAAAAUAUUUUCAGCAAGAGUGCCAAGUACAGUUUAUUUGAUCCCUGCAAAGAAAUGGCCUAUAUUCCUUUGGACGAGGACACCAAGGUUAAAGGGAAGGCAGCCAUUGAUGUUGUUUGCAAUCCGUUGGGGAAGUCUGGAGGUGCUUUGAUUCAGCAGUUCAUGAUCUUAACCUUUGGGUCACUAGCGAAUUCAACUCCUUACCUUGGAGGGAUACUCAUGGUGAUCGUUGUUGCCUGGUUAGCAGCAGCAAAGUCUCUUGAUACCCAGUUUACAGCACUGCGUCGGGAGGAAGAGCUCGAGAAGGAGAUGGAAAUAGCAACUGUCAAGAUCCCAGUUGUAGCUCAAGAUGAAUCUGGAAAUGGUUCUCUUGCAAGUGAUCCAGCUCUAAAUCCUGCAGGGGGCGACUCGUCAAGCAGUUCAUCAGAGACAACUCCUCGCAACAUCUAGUAAUUUUUCUUCCAUUAUUGAAUGAUGAGGAAGAAGUAGAAGAUGAGGAGCAUCAUAGAUCUUUUGUUGGUUUUAGUGUUUUUAGUCUGCCAUAGAAUAAUGAAAACCAAAGCUAGCAUGCUACUGGGUACGUUUUGAAGAGCCCUUGGGGCUUUUUCCCAUAGAUGUUAUCACCUUUACUUUCUGUUGCAAGUUUAUAGAACUGCAUUGGAUUUAUAUUUCCCUCCCUUGUUUAACUUCAUUUAUUUAUUUAUUUUAUGGUGAAAGGUUCUUUUGGAGAAUGUA
Molecule: messenger RNA, 2558 nt
Organism: Vitis riparia (riverbank grape)
Lineage: Eukaryota; Viridiplantae; Streptophyta; Magnoliopsida; Vitales; Vitaceae
Product: plastidic ATP/ADP-transporter-like
Exons: 5
Coding region: 408-2273 (621 amino acids)
Biological process (GO): nucleotide transport
Cellular component (GO): membrane
Molecular function (GO): ATP:ADP antiporter activity
Source: RefSeq, a predicted model, not a curated record